Messenger RNA from Prosopis cineraria, 2081 nucleotides. Its product is annotated as protein disulfide isomerase-like 1-6. Gene Ontology annotation, cellular component: endoplasmic reticulum. Lineage: Eukaryota; Viridiplantae; Streptophyta; Magnoliopsida; Fabales; Fabaceae. Gene Ontology annotation, biological process: protein folding; response to endoplasmic reticulum stress. The record is from RefSeq and is a predicted model, not a curated record. Gene Ontology annotation, molecular function: protein disulfide isomerase activity. The transcript is spliced from 12 exons. Bases 169 to 1806 code for a protein of 545 amino acids.
UUAUAGUUUGCCUAACGUCUCCACGCUUCCUUUCUUUACCAUCUGUGGGCAGUCUUGGUUUCAUCUCUGUCCCCAUUUCACACUGUUCUACUGAUAAGAACUAGAUCUUCACACCAAGUCGCGAAACGCCACUCUCUCUCUCUCUCUCUCUCUCUCUGCUCGUAUCUUAUGAUCACCAGUAUUGGAGUUAACAGUAUGAUUACCAGGAAACCCACUUUAAAAUUCUUCUAUUGGGCCCUCACCAUUCUCCUCGUACUGAGUUUCAAUGCUGUUGUAAAGGCCUCUGACGUAGCCCCAGAUGCUCAGGACACCGAAGAUUUAGAGGGUAUUGAAGAAUUACUAGCAGUGGACGAAGAAGUAGAGAAGGAAGCAGAAGGGGGUAGUGGGGUGAAGUCAUCGGAAGCGGACGUUUUAACCAAGGCCCAAAGAAUCGUUCUUGAGCUCAACAAUGACAACACCAAGAGGGUUAUUGAUGGUUUUGAGUUCGUUCUGGUUCUGGGGUAUGCGCCGUGGUGUCCUAGGAGUGCUGAAUUAAUGCCCCAAUUUGCAGAGGCUGCGACUUUACUGAAGGAAUUGGGAAGCCCUCUUCAAAUGGCGAAGCUUGAUGCUGAUAGGUAUCCUAAGUCUGCUUCGCUCCUUGGGAUCAAAGGUUUCCCCACUAUGCUUCUGUUUGUUAAUGGUAGCUCCCAAGUGUACUCAGGUGGUUUCACAGCGGAUGAUAUAGUGAUAUGGACGAGAAAGAAGACCAGCACACCCGUCAUUAGAAUAAGCUCUGUCUCAGAGGCAGAACAAUUUCUUAAGAAGUAUCAUACAUUUGUCAUUGGUCUGUUUGAUAAAUUUGAGGGUUCUGACUAUGAAGAAUUUGUUAAAGCUGCAAAGUCCGAUAAUGAAACCCAGUUUGUUGAAGUGAAUAAGGCUGAGCUAGCCAAAGUUCUUUUUCCAGAUCUCAAACAUUCUGAUCGUUUUCUUGGCAUUGUUAAAAGCGAGCCUGAAAGAUAUACUGCAUAUGAUGGAACCUUCAGCAUGGAUAAAAUGUUGGAGUUUUUGGACUACAAUAAGUUUCCAUUAGUGACAAAACUGACACAGAUGAAUUCUAUGAGAGUCUACUCCAGCCCAGUCAAGCUUCAGGUUUAUGUCUUCACGAACAAUGAUGACUUCAAGAAUCUUCUUGAGCCUCUUCAAGAUGUUGCAAGGACUUUCAAGUCAAGGAUCAUGUUUAUACAUGUGGAUAUUAACGAUGAGAAUCUGGCAAAGCCCUUCCUAACAUUGCUUGGUCUAGAAGAAUCAAAACAUACAGUGGUUGCUGCAUUUGAGAAUGGAGGGAGGUCAAAGUUUUUGUUGGAAUCAAAACCGACGAGAAGCAAUAUUGAAGAGUUCUGUAACAAACUUGUGGAUGGUUCUCUGUCACCAUACUUCAAAUCACAGCCAAUACCAGAUAACACAAACGCUAGUGUCCAUGUUGUUGUGGGGAAAACUCUUGAUGACAUGGUUCUGAACAGCGAGAAAAGUGUGCUUCUAGAGGUAUUUGCACCUUGGUGUAUCAAUUGUGAGGCCACAAGCAAACAAGUAGAGAAGUUGGCUAAGCACUACAAAGGAUCAAGUAAUCUAAUGUUUGCAAGAAUAGAUGCUUCAGCUAAUGAACACCCAAAACUGCAAGUGAAUGAUUAUCCAACUCUCCUACUUUACAGAGCAAGUGAUAAGACCAAUCCGAUCAAACUUUCUUCAAAAUCUAGUUUGAAAGAAUUGGCUGCAUCCAUCAACAAGCAUUUAAAAGUCAAGGAUCAAACCGUCAAAGAUGAAUUAUAGGAGAUAGAAAAUAUUUUUUUGUAAGAGAAAAAAUAUCAUCAAGAGGGAAAAUGUUACAUGGAAAAAAUCAAGGAAAAGGAGAGAAUGAUGGAAACUUAGACAUUUAAAGGCUUAUGCUUGAGUAUUUUUUAUUUUUUUUUUCUUCUUAUCCUGAGACUGUGGGUUGGUCUGAUGUAUUUUCAAUUGGCUGAAUCCAUGACUGUAAAAGCAUGAGCUUAUUGCCAAAAUGCAAAAGCUAGACGGAUAAAUUAUAAAGUGGAUAUACUUGAGAGUUA